UUCCCACGGAAAACAAAGCUGCAGUGCCUAACAAUCAAUACGAAGGCGAGUGAAACCUGGUCAACCAGUUCCCAAUGUGACUGAAGGGGGAAUGUCCCCGAGACACACUCCGCUGAUCAGCAGAUGGAGUGGGGAUGUUUCACUCAUCGCGUUGCUAAACCCGCAUAGUAGAGUUGCUAGUUAGCCACGAAUCAGUGAGUCCAGUGGCACAAGGGACGGAUUGGCAUAUAAAGACCUUUCUUUCUUCCCCGGGAUAUCUUUUGUCAGUACACAAUCCACACCAACCAUCGACUAAGUAUCUUUACCAUUCACACACCCUCCCAACCACCACCACCACCACCAUGAAGCUCCUUGCCCUCCUCUCCGCCGCCGCCGGUGUCUCGGCUCUGCCCCAAACCCAGCAGGCGCAGGCCAACUACAACUCGUUCUCGGUGAUGUCCGCCCGCUCCGGCUCGCCCGUGCACCUGCUGCCCUUGAACGCCGCCUCCGGGGGCUUCUACCUGGGCCUGCAGAACGCCUCCAGCUACUGCCCGGACCAGGUCGCCAAGCUGGGCGGCUGCCCGCCCGGCACUGAGACUGUGUUCGAUGCCGGUGCCAACUCUUUGGACGUCUCCGUCCCCGGCGGCCAGCAGGUCUACAUCGCCCCCAGCGGCGCCCUGGCCUUCACCCAGCCCCACUCCGCCUACGUCCCCGCCGGCUCCGUCGUCGGCGCCUUCAGCUACUCCCAGACCGCCGGCUCGACCUUCGGGUAUUGGACCCUGCCCAACAGCGGCCUGAUCGCUUGCCCUGUCCCCGCCGCUGUCUCGUCGUCCGCUGCUGCCCCGUCGGCCACCCCCGCUGCGGGUGCCGCUGCUGUCACUGCUAGCAAGUGGCAGGUCUUCGCUGCUUGGAGCAACGCUACCGUUCCCUCUGGGAAUGUUGGUGACUGUCUGGGCUUUGAUGCGUUGGCUGUUGGUCGCAAUGGGAGUGCGGCUGCUUGGGAGUAUAUCUAAACUGCUUCCCGUUUGGCAAAAUGGGACUAUACCCAUGGGUGAAUGUUUAUAACCGAGGGAAUGUGGGGAAGGGAGUGCAUGAUUGGUAAUGGAUAUGUAUAUGAAUAUUGGUCGGGGAGCAGGCCCUGUGUUUAUAAUGAAUUAUGCUUCCUUUUUUGAACUGGGGUGUGAUGAGGUGGUGGUAGAGUACUGUGUUCGUAGUUGGGUGUAGUUGGGAAGUUGCUGGUUUGGUCUCUGGGUUAUCUGAUUAAGAUUAGGUUUGGGGGACACGGGGUGGAGGUUAGUGGCUUGUGGUUAGCCACCUUCUCUCUGAGUUCUUCUAGUCUGGGGUACUAUGGGUGUGCUGCAAACUGUAGGGUCUAUCCCUAGCAUCAU
This is a messenger RNA of Aspergillus uvarum CBS 121591, 1367 nucleotides long. Its product is annotated as putative IgE-binding protein. Lineage: Eukaryota; Fungi; Ascomycota; Eurotiomycetes; Eurotiales; Aspergillaceae. The transcript is spliced from 2 exons. The coding region runs from base 342 to 992 and encodes 216 amino acids. The record is from RefSeq and is a predicted model, not a curated record.